AUGGAGGAGCUGAAAAAUGUAGUGGCCUUGGUGAAGGAUCACCCAGAUGGGAUUCCACUUAGCAAGUUGGCUGUUUUCUACAACCAGACAUACCAUCAGAAUCUGACUUUAUCUGAUCUGGGUUUCACCUCUAUGGCUGAACUCGUAGCUUCUCUGAAAAGGGAUCUGAUUGUGGAAAAGAAAGUGGUGUUUCACAAAUCCCACUUUUACAAAAUGAAGCGGGCUGAGUUUAAAUGUGUGGAGAACAAGAAACCUGAGGAUGCCCUGGCAAAUGUAGUGUCGAUGGUGAAGCAGCAUCCAGCUGGUAUCCCCAUUAAAAGACUAACGACAUCUUACAGUCAGACUUACCACAACAACCUGACCCUGUCUUUGCUGGGCUUUGACUCCAUCACUAGCCUGGUUGCCUCUCUGGAUAGCGAUCUGGUUGUGAGAGAAGAAGUGGUGUUCCACAGGAGUCACCAGCCUCAGAAUCCACCUGGAGGUCUGAAGACAGCCACAUCGAAAGACGGCAGCAGGUCGUCCACUCCAGACAGACAUCAAUCACGUGUGGCUGAGUUGACCUUUACGUCUACUGUUAAAAUGCCAAGGGUCAGCCUCCCUCCCCUCACUCAGGCAGGAAGCAAACAUCUGAGUGCACCAGGCGCUAGACCUGAGCCAGCUGACCAACUGCAGCUUCACCAGAGGAUUUCAGAGGUGAAGGAGAAGUACCAUCUGAAUAAUCCAUCUCUGGAGCAGCUACAGUUGUUUUACUUCCGGCAUUUUGGCGAGGCAAUUUCUCUUGCUGAGUGCAAGUCUUUGCAGGACAGCAUGGAAGCAUGUGGUCCGAAGAAUGUGCCCGCUCAAGCUAAACCAGGAGCAGCUAACGGCACCGAUGUGUCGCUAACACCUGCAGCAGCACAUAAUCUCACAAGAGAGCCGCAACCGGUUUUGACACCCAAGAUGCUCUCCGAGUCAGAGUUUCCAGAGCUGGGGACAAGUAAAAACGUAACCAGAAAGCAGAAGAAAGAAGAGAGAGACACAACGCAGAGAGGAGACACAGGCCCCGUCUCCAGAGAUGCUUAUCAUGCCCAGCUGAGAAGAGUCCAUGGAGAUAAUAUGCGGGCAGUUGAAGCCACGGAGAGACUUCCCCGGAGGGGGAGGAACGGUGUCAUGGAUGCGGGUGCCGUCAACAGUCUCAUGGAGGACGUGAGACGACAAAUCGCUGCAGAGGGAGAUCUGGUUACUGAGGAGCAGAUGAUAUACAGGACGUGUAAGCUGAUGCAGGUUUCCUCUUUGGAAGCUCUAGGGCUCGAUCGAAAGGAAAUUCCAGCUGUGAAAGACCUGAAGUACAUCAGGAAAGAGAUCACCAUGUUCAUCAAGUCCACUAAAGCCGUGUCAUGCAUGUGUACUCUGUAUGAGCUUAGCCAAUCGCUGGCCGGCUUGAAGGACAAGAGGAGCUUUGAAGAGCUGCACCUGGGGCCGCUCUGCAAAAUCCCCGAUAUCUACCACAUGUUCCGGAUAGACAGUACAACAAAGGAUGAUGAUCUACACCAGAUCGAAACUGUUGACAUUUUAAAGCAUCUCCGUAUGUUUAAGAGGAAAGAGAAGAAGGAGAAAGUGGACCUGGUUGAGUUUUUGCAGCAUUUGACUGAUCAUUACAACUGUGAAUAUCCGUAUGAGCUGGGCAUCUGGAUGAGUGGCAUUGGGCUUCCCUUAGCGACCUUGAGGAAGGUGUUCUUUCGCGAGCAAGAGUUAAUGGCACAAGCUCAGGAUAUCAUCCUGAGAGAACUGGAGGAGGAGACACAAGAUCAGCUGAGAAAAGUCAAGAGGAAAGUGUUGGAGUCGCUUCAAGGACCUGGUUCCUUCUCCUCACAGGGAAAUUGUGACCUCAGGAAACAGUAUGCGCAGAUGACCGCAGCGGAGGUCGUGAUGCAAGUGUUCACGAAUGCAGAAGGAUUGUUCACACUCAGAAUGAAAAAGCAAGUCCAGCAAUUUCUGAUGUGUGUGUCAAGCGACCGGCUAGCACGGGUUCUCUUCCAGCUCGCCAUCUGUGGUGGCUCCCUGGCUGUCCCACACGACCUGGUGCCCAAAGACAAGUCACACAGAACCAACGAACAAGCGAAGACAGAGGACAAAGUGUCCACAUCCCUCCCUAGUGCAGCCACCUUGAAGGAGUUCCUUAAAACCAGCCUGUUGUCUUAUAACUCAGCCGUCACUCUGGGCCACAUUUCCACCCUGGAGAAGAAGCUGAGCAGACACUUCCGAGUCAAAGAUUUCCCGUGUUUACAGCAAGGCAGCUUCUUGGAGUUUCUGGUUCAACAUAUUCAGCUGCUUCAGGACACACUGGGCUCCACGUUGUUUGUGGGCAGCGGCGGCAUGGAUCCCACGGGCAGUGGAUUCCGUCCCACCAAACAAGACGUGUUUGAGUUCAUCAAGCAGUGCGGCAACAUCACCUCUACUGACCCCGAUGAAAUUUACCUCAUUGAGUCAGCACUGAGGUCCCACUACAGAGUACCCGACUGCCGCGACCUGGGCUUUGGCUCACUGCAAACCCUGGUCGGCCUGGUCCAGCGCCAGAGCCAGCUGACUGGAGGAGGACAGAGCCAGGUCUUCUACGAGUCUGCCCUUUUUGCCAAACACGGCAAACUGAGUGCUGAAGGUGGGUCUGAGGCAGUGGGGCUUCUGGGCGAGAUGACCACAGCCAAAGCCCUGAACAGCUUGCUUUCCUGCCCCCUGCUGGAGGAUUUAAGCGAGUGGAGCCAAUGGGAGCUGAUCUUUAAACCCCUGCAUGGCUCGCUCAAAGAUUUCAUUGAAAGAAAUGCAGCUAACACAGGCCUGGCAGCACUGGAGGUUAAACCAGGUUCCCUGCUCAGAAUCACCACACACACAGGAGACAAGCAGUUCUCUAGCGCCACCAUGAACCUGGACCCCGUCGGCACAGCUGGACAUCUGGUGUCCAUGGCGGUAGCUGACGGCAUCGACAGUGUGCCCGCAGCCCUCCUGGCCAACUACAUGCAGAGCUCACUUGAAUUAGCCGUGGCUAAAGAAGAAUUUCCUCAGGCUGAAGACGAGACGUCGUGUUACAGCCGAGUGGCCAACUUUGUCUUGGUGUGUUUGACGCGAAUCCCCAUCAGAAUCUGCCAGACUUUCCUGCAGCAGGUCUUCUUGGUGCCUUUCGCACGCGCCUUGGGCCAGACCAAGUCUAAACAGGUCCUAGUCACGGUGGCCCGGUCUGACACGAGCCACAUGAACUGCCUGCAUCGCCUCGGCAUCGUCGUAGGCAUCACAGAGUGGGAGAAAGACUUCCGGGAAAAAUUGAACCCACCACCGGCAGCACCUGUGGAACAGAUCAAGUUCAACUUGUACAAUUCUGCGAGCAGCAGGGUCUCGGCUCUGAAUAGCAGCGAGGAUGAGAAUCUUGAGGAAAACAUCAUGGACAGCAGCUUUGCUUCCUCCCUGCUCAACGAGACUCAACACCAAGUUAAUGGCAAGGAAGAUGUGGAGGUUGAGGAGGAAGAGGAUGAGGAGGAGCUGUUUGAGUUCGCUCCACUUCCUAACGGGGAUUCAUCGCACAUCACCUCUGAGGCAGAAGAAGGAGAAGAGGAGGAGGAGCUGUCAGAAAUGUCUGAUUCUGACGAAAAGGACAGUGUUACCAGCUGCCAGUCAGAGACCACAUCCACUCCCCAAAGAGCCAUCAUCGAGGACAUCAGGAAAAGUGAGUUUGGUAUCGGUGAAAAAAUGACCGCGAAAAGCCACAUGCUCAUGCAGAAGAAUCAGGAGCGACUGGGCCGCAGCUUGGAACGCCUCUCCACCGAACUGUACAGCAAAGACACACACUUUGUCCUGGAGCUCAUUCAGAAUGCGGAUGACAACAGUUACCCAUUGGAUGCUGGUGUCGGUCCAUCGCUGGCCUUCAUUGUGGAGAAAGACUGCAUCACUGUCCUCAACAAUGAGAUCGGCUUCCAGGAGAAUCACAUCAGAGCCAUUUGUGACGUGGGUCGCAGCACGAAGGGCAAACACAAAUACGGAUACAUCGGACAAAAGGGAAUCGGCUUCAAGUCGGUGUUUAAGGUCACCGACUGCCCCGAGAUUCACUCCAACGGCUUCCACUUGCGCUUCGACAGGAUGCGCGACCACGCAUUGGGAUACAUCCUCCCCCACUGGACUGAAGAUGAAAGGCCUUUGGACGCACAGAUGGAGAACAUCAGUCAGAACAGCUGGACAACUAAGAUCUGCCUUCCACUGCGCACUGAGAGCCAUCAGACCAAGAACCUGUUUCAUGAUGUGCACCCCUCCCUGCUGCUCUUUCUCCACCGCCUGCGCUCCAUCACCAUCUGCAAUCAGAGCGAGAAACGCCUUGUGACCAUGACACGAAAAGAUCUGAGUCAUGACGUGGUUGAGGUGGAGCACACGGAGGGCGUGGAGCAGUGGCUGGUGGUCAAGACUACACUGCAGCCCAAACAUCUCAAAGAGGACGUCCUGUCGACCGAGCUCGCUCUGGCUUUCCAACUCUGCAGCGACGACACAGAGACAAACAUGGUAGCUCAGCCACAGAAGCAGCCGGUGUAUGCCUACCUGCCCCUCCGCAGCUUUGGCUUCCGUUUCAUCAUCCAAGGUGACUUUGACAUCCCGUCGUCGCGUGAAGACGUGGACAGAGACAGCUCCUGGAACCAGUGGCUUCGUACCGAGAUCCCUCAACUUUUCCUUCAGGCCAUGGACGUCUUCACUACUCAUCCGAAGUUCAGUGGCCUGAAGGGUCUCUGCCACUUCCUGCAGUUUGUGCCGCUGCCUGACGAGGUGCUGGACUUCUUCAAUUCUGUGGCUGGUCAAAUAAUCAAACUGCUCAAGGGCAAAGCUUUCCUGCCCACACUCGGCUCAGACAAUGACAUCGUGUACAAGCUGCCGUCUCAAAUCGCUGUCUGUCAGGACCCCGUGAUCCGCGACGUGAUUGGCCGAGACGAGCUGGAAAGACACCUGUCCCUGUCCUACCUGCACCCAGCCCUGAGUCCCGCACCUCCCGCCUCCCUGCUCUCUCACCUGGGCGUCCGAUACCUGCGGGGAUCGGAUGUCACCACGGUGACCACGGCUAUGGCCAAGGAGCUGGUGAAGGUUGAGGGCAUCCAUUCAGACGGCGGCCUACGACAGCUCGCCAGGCUGCUGGUGUGCAACUUCCGAGCUCUGGAGUAUGGUUACGAAGAGGCGGAGGCCAUCCUGCAGCGCCUCAAGGAUCUACCCAUAAUCCCCCUGGCUGAUGGACGCGUUGUGGCACUGAGUGCGGAGGAAGCUUUCUUUCCUAUGGAAGAAACCACGAACAAGAAGAAGAAAUCAGCUCAGACAGGACCUCUGGCUGCUCUGUACAAGGACGUGAGCUUUGUCCAUCCUUCUCUGCUGAGCUGUGUCGAGCCUCUGGAGAGUCAGCAGGUUCGAGAGCUGCUCAGACGACUCGGCGUUCACGAGCUGGAGCCGCAGGAGCUGCUGGAGCAGCACAUCUACCCCUCGAUCAGGACCAACAAGUGGAAGUCCAAGUCUGAGGCAGUGGUGGUCAGCUACUUGGUUUUCAUCAAGCAGCAUUCCUCCUCCAGCCAGGAGUUCGCAGACAUCGCAGUGCCUGUCCUCACCAACAGGGGGCUACAGUGCCCGGGAGUGGACAGGGUGCACUUCUCCGAGGAGUACGGCAACAUCAACCUGCCCGACAAACUGCCAGGCUACGACUGGACCUUGCUGAGUCCCAGUUAUGUGCAGACAGACUGGGAUGUCGCAGGAUGGAGGGGGCUGUUCACUCAGCUGGGUGUAAGGGAAGGCUUCAUCAUACGCAAAGAGAGACAAACCCUCACCGCUAAAGAACUGAUGUCCAGCCCCUGGUCAGCUGAAAGUGAAACGUGGAACUUGAAGCCCAGUGAGGGCUGCAUGCUCGACGACUACCCCUGCGAGGAGUUCCGUGCCCUGGCUACAGCUGAGUUGGACCCCACCCUCCUCCUGCAGCAGAGAACGGAUCUGCUGAGGCUGCUGGCCACCAACUGGAACUCUGGACACCACUACUCGCAGUACCUCACCGCCCAGGUGAUUGACAGCGAUGGACGUCCAAUCAAAAGCACUAACUCCUCCUUCUUCCACUUCCUGUGUCGUCUCGCGUGGGUGCCGGCCCAUCGUCAGCUGGAGGGAGAUCAGUGUGAGAGGAAGUUCCUCAGUCCCAACUCGGUUUUCUUGACCUCACCCGAGGUCAACGGCCUGCUCGGGAAUCACGUCCAUUACGUGGACAUAGACGCCAGCGAGUUCACCAGAGAUCUAGGAAUGAGACACUGUGUCUCGGUGGACUCUCUGAUUGACUACCUGAAGCAGUGGUGUGUCAAAGCAGAGGCUGGAGACCAGGAGCAGAGACAACAGCAACAGCCCGAGGACGAGUCAGCCGGCGCCAAUUUCACCACCACGGUCCAACACAUCCACAACGUGUACACGUAUCUGAGUACGAACUGUCCCCCGAACAGACUCAAGGAGCUGUUCCAACUCAUCCCGGCUGUCUUCAUUGAGUACAACAGGCGAGCUGAAGGCUGGUGUUCCGGUCGCUUCUACCACCUGAAGGAGGUUUGCUGGAGCGACACGACAACGAUGUUCCACCGCUACAAACAGCUGACCCGUGAGCCCGGCAGCCCCGUUCAAGAGCCCAAACUCCUGGCUCCUUUCUACAGGCAGUUGGACGGCAUGAGCGACUUCUUUAAACUGCUGAAAGUGGAUCGCAACCCCAACAUGAAUCAGUACGUGGGUUUGUUGGAGCUGAUCUGUUCCUCAUCUCCCAUACCAACCUCUGAAACACUGCAGGACGUGUCCGUGCUCUAUGCAACUCUUGCUCACAAGUGUAAAGUUUUGGUGUCUGCAGAGCAGGACAGCUCCUCUAACUACAGCCUCAACACUGGCUACUGCUCCACUUUGAAAGGUAUGGUGUCUGAUAAGAGGGUCUUCCCGACCAAAGACAACUGCUGGGUGAGCCUGGCACAUAAACCCAUGAUCGCUGACAGCAAAGAGCUGGAGAAGGUCUUUAAACCUCACAAGCAGGUCUGUCUGUUGAACCUGCCGCCAGCAGAGAAGAAGGCUGGACUCGGGAGCAAGACGGGGAACUCCGGUCAUCCAGUCCCAGCAGAGCGAGCUAAUGUCCCUAACUUCAAUGAGACGGACCGAUCUCUCUUCAUGGAGAUCUGCGGUAUCCAUUCGCUGUCGCAGUGUGUCAAGACUGAACCCCAGACUGAGAACUGGAGACCCUGUCCAGCCAUGCAGGCCCUGGUGCGCUCUAUCAUCCCUUACAUCCAGCAGUUCCUCUACCACCAUGAAGAUCUGGCUGACAUCUACUCAGACCUGGUUGCCAACAACAUAGGAGAGAAAAUCAAGUGUCUUCAAUUUGGACAGGUGGGUAAGUUGUACAUUCGCUACGAGCUGAACGUGGCUGACAGUGACAUGGCUUUGGAGAUGCAGAACGUCAUCUGUGUGCUGAAAGACGAGAAGGAGCUCUACAUCCAGAAGGAUCAUCUGGAUGCCAGGCUGGAAAUCUGCAGGGAGCUGGUGAAACUCUUCUGCGCAGAGAGAGGCCACAGGAAAGAGCUGAUGCAUUUCCUCGGCGACCUGAUAACUUCACUCAAUGAUGCUAAAGCUCUGAAGAGACUGCUGCAAAAGGAGGACAUCAGAGAUCUGCCCAGUGACGAGGAGCAGUGGGAGGUGCCAAAGCCACUCACACCUGAGGUUCCCCUGGAGAGAGUGCCAUCGCGGAUCCUCCCCUCCGGCAGCUCCCCAGAGGAGCCAGUUGGCCCGGCCCAUCAGGACGGGGAUGCGCUGGUUUGCUGGCCACCUCGGUCGUCCACGCCCAACCCUGGAGGCUUUCGUGCAGUGCCAACAGGUAAGGCAGAAGGAGGUGCAGUGGACGCCGUCUUGAAGAAGUGGCCGCCUCCCCCUGGGCCUAAAGAUAAAGAGGCGGCGCCCAGAGAAGGCGGCCAUGUUGUCCCACAGAGUCCCAGCGGCUGCGAGGGCAAGCAGCUGCUCAGGAGCAUCAGCAGCAUCAGCAUCAGCAGCAGCAGCAGCAGCAGCAGCAGCAGACCACCAGACCAGCCCAACCUUCAGAGAAGCCCCAGCCAACCGGGGCAGCCUCACCCUGCUGCGUCCGGCACCAACACCACACCACAACCAGUGACAGAGCACAGUCAGCAGACCAAGACCAGCGAGUCUGUCAGAGCUGAGAAGACGGAGGGAAACCUCACAGCUCCAGAACCAGAACAGAGUCCUCCAUCUGCACCACCUGCUGAGACCAUCAACAACCAUGCUGCUCCACACAGCCUCUUCGUCCCUGAGGCCGUGUUGCGUCCCGGUGCUUUCCAAGGAACUGCUGACAGUCACCGUCCUCCCCUGAACCUGGACGUCCCGCUCUGGAUCAGAGACCAGCCUCAACAGGCCAAGCUGGAGGACAUGACGCUCACCUGCCAGAGACCCAGCACCGUGGUGAUGUCGGAGGAGCAGCUGGACAUGGUGGCGAUCGGUGAGUGGGGCGAGCAGCUGGUCAACUCCUUCCUGUGCCACUGGAGGGACAGCGGCGAGGUGGGACGCCCCACCCAUGUGAUGUGGUGCAACCGGGCCGGCGAGAGCGGCCUGCCCUACGACUUCAAGCUCACGUUCGGCGGCUCGGUGGAGGUGUUUGUGGAGGUGAAGUCGACCGUGAAGACGGAGAGGGCGUUCAUCCACCUCUCCGCCAACGAGCUGGACUUUGCGCUGAGGGAGAAGGAACGAUAUCACGUGUACAGAGUGUACAACGCGGGAGACGCCGCCAACGUGCGCCUGUGUCGCAUUAAGAACCUGGCGCAACAUCUGUACACCAAAGAACUCACACUUUACCUGUUUGUCUGAGAUAUUUGCACUGAAGCUUGUGUUCUUGCAGCUGCUUUUAUAAGUUCUUUACUGGAUUGACUUUUAAGCCGCGUCUCCACGGAGUGGUACGGUUCCGUUUGGUACAGUACGUAGUUUUUGACAUUUCCAUUAGGAAGAGUACCAAAAUAACUAUCCCCAACCGUUCCGUUAUUUAGUGCUAUUCCAUUGGGGUACCAGAGCACAACAAUGCCCUCCAUCACUAUGUGGCCAUCAGUCACCACUUACCAAGUAAAGUUACUAUUCCGUAAACCUCAUCCAGGUCUUAACCAUUCCAAACAGAACCGUACCACGAUGGAAACACAGCUUAGAUUCCUUUUCUUGUGCUUGUGAUGCUACUGUACUGUUCUGUGAGACAAAGGCAGCAAAACUACUCACAGAUGUGUGUUUUCUAGUUGUGGUAGAUGCACUAUUUUGAAGUUUUCAUUAGAUAAAGCGACUGUUUUUAAUCUUUUUAUUGCCCCUACCUCACGAUUACUCUCAGCAUUCCUUUAAAAAUAAAAAUAUAUUGUUGUUGA
This is a messenger RNA of Solea solea (common sole), 9395 nucleotides long. RefSeq lists its product as uncharacterized. NCBI's taxonomy places the organism in Eukaryota, Metazoa, Chordata, Actinopteri, Pleuronectiformes, Soleidae. The transcript is spliced from 46 exons. The coding region runs from base 1 to 8859 and encodes 2952 amino acids. The record is from RefSeq and is a predicted model, not a curated record.